CAUAUUCAAACAGUACCUUUCCUCCAGUUCUGCUCCCACGCCCACUAUGUCACCGACGUCGAGGGGAAGCUGGACGUGAGCGUGGCGGAAGCCGUGGGUGGCUCGUACAGCGGCGUCUUUCCCGCGGGCCUUUUAACUACGCUGUCGCCGGCGCCUCACGAACUGUCGACGCUAAGACUGUAUCGUCGGAACCCGGAGUUGCCGUGGAAGAUCUUUAUCCGAAUCCUGGAUGGCCACCAGCCUCGAGGGGCGCAACGUGAGACCCUGUCAGAGCUGGAGUUGGAGCGCCGGCUCAUGGGCCCCGGCGUGCGACGCGUGCAGGUGCGGGAGGGGAAGAUCCGCGGGGCCCUGUACCUUCCGCCUGGCCCCGGGCCGUUCCCUGGAGUCGUGGAUAUGUUCGGCUCCGUCGGCGGCAUCAUGGAAUUCAGAUCAGCCAUGUUAGCAUCAAGAGGAUUCGCAAGCCUCGCCCUGGCCAUCUUCAACUACGACGACUUGCCGAAGACGACGGCCCGCAUCGAGCUAGACUACUUCGAGGAGGCCGUGGAGUACCUGCUCUCCCGGCCGGAGGUCAUCCCCGACCGGUGCGGCGCCGUGGCCAUUAGCAAGUCGGGGGACAUCGUGUUCAGCAUGGGCACGGCCUUCCCUGCCGUGAAGGCCGUUGUGGGCAUAAGCUCGUGCACGAUGGUGUUCCACUCGAAGUUCUUCUACAAGGGCAAGUUCUACGGCAAGGGCGUAGAGGUGCCCUUGGCUUCCAUGAAGGCGGACGAGACCGGCGCUGUGUCCGCCGACUUGACGUACUUGUUCGACCCGGACAACCCGCUGAUGAUCCCCGUGGAGCGCGCCGACGACGAGACGCACUUCCUGGUGGCCGUGGGCGACGACGACCCGUGGGGCUUCCGCGCCAGCAUCCCGGCCUUCCGCGAGCGGAUGCUCAGGAACAACCGCAGGAACUUCGAGACCAUCCUGUACCCGGGCACGGGGCAUAUCAUCGAGCCUCCCUACGGCCCGCUCAUCCACAGCUCCUUCCAGCGCCACGUGCCCAGCAAGGAGCGCAACGAGGAGUACGACAAGGGCGUGGCCAUGAAGUGGGGGGGGAAGCCUAAGCCGACGUGCGACGCCCAGGUGGACCUGUGGCGCCGCAUGCGGGCCUUCCUCAUGCAGCACGUGCGGGACGAGAGCCACUGGUACCAGGAAUAUCUUCAGGAGCGAAGAGGAUAGGGAGGAGGAAGUGAAGAAGGCGGGGCUGUUGUUGUUGUUGUUAUCAUCUAAUAUGAAAUAUUUUGACUGGGGACAGGGUGGCGGGGUGGCAGGGGCAAGCAGCUCAAAGGGUCAGAAAUGGUAGUCAUUCACAGAGGGAACGAAGGAGACAAAAAUACCAUGGCACAAUUAUCAACAAAAUGUUAAAAGUUGAAAAACUAAAAUCAAAAAUAUUAUCUCAGUCGAAAGAAUAUUAAUAGCGAUGGAAUAGUGACUACUAAUUGCCCUUCCUAUCUAAUAAAAACCGUUAACAUGAAUUAUUCAUUUACCUAUAAGCAGAGAGUGCAUUUAUAUUUUUCAUGUCAAUGAUAUGAACUGUAAUGAUGAUAUUAUUAAUAAUGUAUUUUAUAUAAAGUUAAAAUAAAGUGUUUAUAUCUUCUA
Messenger RNA from Penaeus indicus, 1638 nucleotides. Its product is annotated as acyl-coenzyme A thioesterase 1-like. NCBI's taxonomy places the organism in Eukaryota, Metazoa, Arthropoda, Malacostraca, Decapoda, Penaeidae. Gene Ontology annotation, biological process: fatty acid metabolic process; acyl-CoA metabolic process. The record is from RefSeq and is a predicted model, not a curated record. Gene Ontology annotation, molecular function: fatty acyl-CoA hydrolase activity. The transcript is spliced from 3 exons. The annotation marks the transcript as partial.